Molecule: messenger RNA, 2401 nt
Organism: Carassius gibelio (silver crucian carp)
Lineage: Eukaryota; Metazoa; Chordata; Actinopteri; Cypriniformes; Cyprinidae
Product: tripartite motif-containing protein 16-like protein
Exons: 6
Coding region: 69-1784 (571 amino acids)
Molecular function (GO): protein binding; zinc ion binding
Source: RefSeq, a predicted model, not a curated record
UCUCAUAAGUUAGGGCUUGGCUUUAGCUUUAAACUGAAGUCAAAGCUCAAGACUGAAGGAGAGAAACCAUGUGCGACGUGGUGCUGCCAGCAGAUCUACCCACGAACAGCUUGAGUUCAGAAAAACUCCAGAAGACCCCAGAGCAGAACAAUCUGAAGUCCACAGAGGAGAUUACCAAUGGAUCUCCAGAGACAGAAAUCCAGACCAAUGGAGAGAAAGACUGCAAGACUAUUGAAGAAAGCAAGAUUCAGGAGGACCUGAAGGAGUCAGAGGACCCUGAGAAGCCUCAGGAUGAAGAGGAGGUUCUGGGGCCGAACGAUGUCACCUGUGACUCGUGCAUCGACCGGCCGUGCCGCGCCACGAAGUCGUGCUUGACCUGCCUGGUGUCGUACUGCGAGGCUCACCUGAGGCCACACCUGGAGAACGUCAAGUUCCAGAGCCACCGGCUGGUGGAGCCGCUGCGGGACAUCGAGAGACGCACCUGUGAGACGCACCGCUGCGCGCUGGAGCUGUUCUGCUGCGCCGACGCGUGCUGCGUGUGUCAGGAGUGCGUGACGGAGGACCACCGCGGACACAGCGCCGUGCCCAUCACCGAGGCGCGCACGAGGAUAGAGAGAGAGCUCCAGGACAAACAGAUAGACAUGGUGAAGACGGUCACAGCAGCAGAAAACGCCAUUAACAAGUUACAGGCCAACACAGUGAAUAUUGAGGCGUCUGUGAAGGAGGUGCGUGGAGUGAUCGAGGAGCAGUUUAACAUACUGCUGGCAGCCGUGGAGCAGGCGGAGAAAGAAGUGAGCGAGAUCUUAGAGGUGGAGGAGCGCCAGGCGCUGCACCAGGCCGAAGGAAUCCGGGUUCAUCUGGAGCAACGCUGCACUGAACUCAAGAAAACACAGAGUCAGGUCGAGAAAAUCACCAAGAACAAAAAUGACAUCGACUUCCUGCAGGAGUAUUCCCAGUGGAAAAAGGAAGCUGUUGAUGUGUCUUUACCUGGUGUUUAUAUCGGCCUCAUGGAUCGACUGCAGUCAUUCAGUCGCAUUAUCACACAGUCCACGAAAGAGAUGUGCGACAACCUGCUGACCUCAUACACCAACAAACUCAAAGACACCUGUAAAAACGAUAAUGUAGGCAUAAAGACGACGGUUUAUGCCGUGAUGGCGUCAAAAAAGAACAUGUCAAUUCCGAACCCAGAGACCAGAGACGACUUUCUUAAAUAUGUCACGCCUCUGAGCUUUGAUGCAGAUACGGCUCAUCAAUAUCUGCGUCUGACAGAAGAACGGAAGAAGGUAACAAACACCACGCCGUGGCAGCAGAGCUAUCCCGAGCUCCCCGAGCGCUUCCAGCACUUCAAGCAGGUGAUGACGGUCGAGAGCUUCUACAUGGGACGCCACUAUUUCGAGGUGGACAUGAGAGGAGAAGGCACUCACAUCGGCCUGACGUACAAAAGCAUCGACCGCAAGGGAUCGGAGAGCAACAGCUGCAUCACGGGAAACAGCUUCUCCUGGUGUGUGCAGUGGAACGGACGCAGCUUCUCCGCGUGGCACAGCGAUGUGGAGACGCCGCUCAGUGUCCCCAAAGCCACGCGGAUCGGCGUCUACGUGGAUUAUUCCGCCGGCGUGCUGGCUUUCUACGACGUGGAGAAUGGCAUGGUGCUCAUCCACAAGUACCAGGCUGAGUUUCUGGAGCCGCUUUACCCAGCCUUCUGGCUUCCCAAGAAGGAGUGCGUCGUGCUUUUGGAGCCAGGAGCUUCCCUGACAACCCCUUCUCCUGUUACCUCUCCUAAAUAAAGUGUUUCUGCUUCUCCUAUCCACAUCCUUUUCCUUCUUAUAGGGCCCUGUUUACACCUGGUUUUGUCCACCUUACACAGAUACAGAUGCAAUGGUGUAAACAGAUCUACUGUAACCUCUGACUGAUAUUACAUUUUGUGACUACAACAGUGCAUUUAUACGAGAUGCCAAUUAAACAUGUUUUGUGCAUUGAUCACAUAUCACAAAAAAUAUCCUAAAGUAUAACUUUUCAAACAUGCAUGAAACUAUAAAUAUUUAUAUAUAUAUUAGAUGGUGAGAUAAAAUAUAAAAAUAUAAUAUAUACAUUACAUAGAUACAUAUUUGUGCAUACGUAUAUGUGGGGUUUAUUUAAUAUUGUUUCAUUCAUCUUAAAAUAAUGUUGCAAUAAUAAUAUUGCACAAGUGACAGAACCCAUUUGCCGUAGUUGGAUAUUGACGUUUCACUAGGUUUGGGUUAACGGGACAGAUGUGGCUCUUUAAUGACUUUGUAGUCUGUACACUAUAUGCUGCUUUUUUUCCCUUAUAUUUCACAUUUUAUGUUACAUUCUGUGCCUAGGAUCAAACGUGACAACAAUAAAACGUUGUCUGUCUAUGCAAAUAAAACAUUUCUACAGUAAA